GACUGCAGCUGGAAAACAGCAGCUCCGGUUUCUGAUCGGAUUUGGGGGUGGGGAGGGAGGUGUGUGUGGGAAAAGCCAAGCGAUGGAUCUUCCCUGCUUUUGACAACACUCUCCCCUUCAGGACUAAGACUGCACUGGAGGAAAAUAACUGCAAGGGAGAACCACUAAUCACACCUCCGUGUGGGAACUAACUUCGGGGAGUAGCGUGUGCCGCCAGCCCCAGGAUAUUCCCUGCCUCCAACCUGAAGUGGUUCCUCCUGGAACGGUUCAGUCGCCCCUGCAGUUCACCUUUGCCUGCCGUUAACAAGCGUGCAAUUUGGGUUUAAUGGAGCUGGGUUUAUUGUUCCUCUUUGGACUUACAAUUACGUCGACUGCAGGGUCCGCUCUGCCCCGGCCCCGCUCCCUUCCUCUGCCGGCCGGCGCUGAGCCGCGCUCGGCGGCGCUGGGACAGAAGGAUCGGGAGGAGAGCGAAGCGUCGGCGCUGCCGGCCGGCGGCAGAGCCAAGGUGGACGGCGGGGCGCUUCGGAGGCGGGCCCGGCGCUGCACUUGCUACACCUACAAGGACAAGGAGUGCGUCUACUACUGCCAUCUCGACAUCAUCUGGAUCAACACCCCCGAGAGGACUGUGCCAUAUGGGCUGUCUAACUUCAGAGGCAGUUAUAGAGGCAAAAGAUCUACAAGCCAGAUUCAAAGUACUUUCCCGUCUUCAUUUCGGUGCUCUUGUGUGGAUGCUCAUGACAAGCAGUGCAUGCAGUUUUGCAGAAGAACACAAGACAGAAGGAGCUUUAAUGUUUAUUUGCUGAAGCUCAGAAGAAAAAACUACAACUCUCCCUUGAGAUGGACAAACUUCUUGCUUCAGUCUGAUGCCAGUGGAGAAUUCAGCAUUAUCCAACACUUCCAUUUCAAGAAUGCCACUUUGAGGGCAUGUGAACCUGUAUGAAGAAGCCUUUGUCCAGUCUGAACGAGCCCAGUUCCCUCAGCUGCUCCUCACCAGACCCUUCACCAGCUUUGUUGCUCUUCUCUCAUGCUCCCCUUGCAAGAGUCUCAGUAAAGGAUAAUCUUUAUCAUGUAACCUGGCAGGGAAUGUACCGCUAUUGAAGAAAAAUUCAAGGGCGGAUCCAAACUUCAUCAACACAAUGUUUCAGGAAACACUUUUUUAUAAGAUUUUUUUUUCAAAGUACAGUAGAAACAUACUGUUCCACUUACUGCUUGCUAUGUGUCUGAAGAAUCCAUCCAUAGCUUUAUGCAGGCAGCUGUAAUCGGAGAAUGUGAUGAGUUAGAGAUUGCCUAUACAUGAGUUCUCAUUAAGAAUAAACAGAUACAAAGUAUUCCUCUUGUUAAUGUAUGCAAGCCUGAAUCAUCAUAUUGUAACUUCGUGGCAGUUGUUUAAAUGACAGUAUCUAUGCAGAAUAAAUAAGAAUGGCUAAUAUAACUAUUAUUAUAAACUAUAGCAAGUUAAGAGUAUACAGUGAGUAUUCAAUAGAUUACCUAAUGUAGGCACAAAUUAUUCCUACACUUCAAAGUUUCGUUCAGAAACCUUUACCAGGAUUAUUUAAGGAUGCACUGUGGUUGAUGAACAGAAUUCCAAUUAUUCACCCCAAAGAAUUUCCUAAUGGUAAAACCGCAGGACCGUGGAACUCCAACUGAAACUCCAUAUGAUGAGAGUAACUUACUGUAUGAGACCAUUUGCCUUUCUAAGCCCCUACAUAUGUUCUCAUCCACAGUACAUAUGUUUGUCUUUGGUAGCUAUAUAAAUCAGAUUUUUAUCUCCUCAUUGAACAGCAUUGCUGAAUAACUUGGAAACUUGGUAAUAAGGAUUAUGUCCAACUCUGGACAUUUCUCAGUGUAAAUGAUUUCUUCAGAAAUGAUGGAUUUUUUUUAUAUAUUUUUUUUUAAAGAAGAUGCAAGAGUAAGCUAGGAAGGAAAACAAAAUCCUGUUCUAUAUUAUUUAAAAAGAAAGAGAGGAAAUCCCUUGCUUGUGACAUUACAGAUACUUAUUUGGUUUGACUGACCUGCACACAGACUUUCCCCAGGGCACAUAGGUUAAACUAUAGCCCAGUGACAUUAAAUUAUAACAGACAAAAGAUGGAGACCAAAGGAAAAACGAAAAUAACUUAACAGUAAAAAUGGUUAUAUAGGCUUAAAAUGGUGGUAAUAGACUUUGUUUGAAAUGAAAAGGGAGGUCUUUGCCAAAAUAUAUAUAUGAUAUAUUUUAUAUA
Molecule: messenger RNA, 2219 nt
Organism: Dryobates pubescens (Downy woodpecker)
Lineage: Eukaryota; Metazoa; Chordata; Aves; Piciformes; Picidae
Gene: EDN3
Product: endothelin 3
Biological process (GO): regulation of systemic arterial blood pressure by endothelin; intracellular calcium ion homeostasis; regulation of vasoconstriction
Cellular component (GO): extracellular region
Molecular function (GO): hormone activity; endothelin B receptor binding
Source: RefSeq, a predicted model, not a curated record